CAUGGUCCACGUGAUACGAAUUUUAGAGGCAACAACAACAGUCUCUGUCUGCAAACUUUUUUGGAGCUAAAUUUAGCACUGGGUUAAACAGAACAGGGUUGCUUAGCUAUUGCGUACAAAUUAUAUAACUUACAAAGACUUUAUAAGCUAUAGAAAACAUGAAAUGUUGAGCAAACAAUAUCAGGAGCAAGGGAUGAAUGGACCAGAAUGAAGGGACAAAAACAAAGGUCUUCUCAGAGAAGGUAGGUCAGAUCACCGUCCUGGUACCCAAAUGUUGCAGGCCAAAGGUGUAAAAAACACCAAAAUCCCUGAACGUGUGUUGGUGCGUGCACUUAUUUAUAUAUCUUCGAACGUCCUCCUUCUUUGGGACAUGACAGGUGCCCCCCAGCUCCACCUGUCCAUCCUUUUCCACAGCCACAUGGACAAAUCCAGAAAGGGAUCAGUCAUUCAAGAAAUGGUAUGCUGAAGCGCGACGGGGCCACGGAAGAUCUCUGGAUACCGGAUCAGACGCAGCUGCCUCCCGGCUGCUAUUUUCACUCAGCUUAAAGUACCAUGGGAAGCCAGCAUCUAUGCCAUGGACUACCCACAACUACCAGUCUGUCUCUGCACGCCAUGAAGUCCACUGCAGGGGAGCACGAGCAUCCUGCACACGAUACCCAGAGCUUGCCCUCUGACCCUGAUGAGCUCGACAGUGGCAGCGAAAGCUCGGAGAAAUCCACUGGCGCAGGGAGCCCCAUGCAGGGCCACAGGGAGGCGAGGAGAUGCAGAGGGGGUCGUAGACUUGCAGGGGUGAGCAAACAACGUCAGGCAGCUAAUGCUCGGGAGCGAGACCGCACACAUAGUGUCAACACUGCCUUCACGGCUCUGCGUACCCUUAUCCCCACAGAGCCGGCCGACAGGAAGUUGUCAAAAAUCGAGACCCUGCGAUUGGCAUCGAGCUACAUUUCACACUUGGCUAACGUGCUUCUGCUAGGGGAGGACUGCAUGGACGGGCAACCAUGUCUGAAAUAUCAUAACAUCUUACAAAGCAACACCAACCUCAAAACUCCACCGGUUCGACCCAUCUGCACCUUCUGCUUGAGUAACCAGAGGAAAAUGCUUAGAGAUGGGGAAAAGCACACAACUGGGUGACAGCAGAAGUUCUCCCGACUGUCCGCUACUCAACUUCUGAAUGUUUACAUGUAAAGGGAC
Molecule: messenger RNA, 1191 nt
Organism: Sinocyclocheilus anshuiensis
Lineage: Eukaryota; Metazoa; Chordata; Actinopteri; Cypriniformes; Cyprinidae
Product: transcription factor 15-like
Exons: 2
Coding region: 553-1131 (192 amino acids)
Biological process (GO): developmental process; regulation of transcription by RNA polymerase II
Molecular function (GO): RNA polymerase II transcription regulatory region sequence-specific DNA binding; DNA-binding transcription factor activity, RNA polymerase II-specific; protein dimerization activity
Source: RefSeq, a predicted model, not a curated record